GUUUCCGUAGAAGGAACUACCUAUGGAAGACACGAGUCGACCUCGUCGGCAGUUCUACCGAAGAAGAUGUAUGUCAUGGUUCCGCAUGUCGACUUUCGCGCUCCCUAACAAAAAUCCUCACAUCGAUAUUUGAAGACACCGGAGGUGGCAGGGCGAAACAAAUGGUAUUCCAGAGUGAGGCUUCAGAUCCUCGGGAGAAUGCUAUCUCGCCACCAGGGCACCUGCAGCAUCUAGCCUUUGUGGGACGACCCAACAUAUCGCCGCGAUCCUUUUCGAUAGAGCGACCCGCUCGCAUAGGAUUCGGGAAUUUCGGAAUCUCAGCGUCAACACAUGGAAAGAUCAUCCCCCAAGCCCUUCAUCUCGUAUGCAUACAACAAUCACAGACCUGCGUCGGUACAUCAGAUCGUCCAACUACGUGUACCACGUGUGAGCAAUCGAUGUCGUGCUCGCAGCUCAUAAAUCCCACGAGUAUAUUACCCGUGCGUCGAUCCUGCGAGUAUUCGCUUAGCAACGGUUGGUCUCUCUUGUCCAGCAAUGUCCUUCGCAUUAAGAAUCACUUCCCCCUAGGGCGAGCAGAGAGAAUCCGAGAGGAUCACCAGAUGGAAUCUACACCUCGAACAGGCUUACAUGAUCAAGACCGAUCCAGCGAGCUCACAGGUACAUGCCACUUCGAGGACCAAGGCACGGUGUCUUGCAGACUGCAUCUGCAAACCCUUCGUACCUCGCAGAUCACACCCGGCUCAUGCCACUCGGGAAUACCACAAUUGGCCUUUGCGCCGGACAGCACACCGGGUUCAAGCUAAGGCUGCCCAAAUCCUCAGCAACAUCUAGAUUGUUGCCUGUCAGCGAUCAUGACUAGCAGUCCUCACCUCAUCCGCAGGCUCGGGUCGAAAAAGCCUGUGGUCGCCUCUUCGGCUGUAAUUGUCCGACCCCAGUCUCUGCAUGCGUCUGUAGAGCUUUGAGGCGCUUCUCGGUGGCACGGUGUUGGCAGUCGGGCAUA
Molecule: messenger RNA, 1000 nt
Organism: Alternaria rosae
Lineage: Eukaryota; Fungi; Ascomycota; Dothideomycetes; Pleosporales; Pleosporaceae
Exons: 2
Coding region: 162-803 (213 amino acids)
Source: RefSeq, a predicted model, not a curated record